CCUACUUCUGCUUCUUCACACUUUUUCCACGCGAAAAGCCCGGCAUUUUUACCAUAUUUACUUGUUUUCACUCCAGAACCGUUUAAUAAUAAAACAAACACUAUGUCUGCUGGUAUGCCAAUCAACCCCAAACCAUUUCUCAAUGGUCUUACUGGGAAACCCGUGCUGGUGAAACUCAAAUGGGGACAGGAAUACAAAGGCUUCUUGGUCUCCGUGGACGGCUACAUGAACAUGCAAUUGGCCAACACAGAGGAAGUCAUCGAGGGUUCUGUCACCGGCAAUCUGGGAGAGGUGCUGAUACGCUGCAACAAUGUGCUCUACAUAAAGGGCAUGGAGGAUGACGACGAGGAGGGUGAAAUGCGCGACUAGGACGCUGCAGGCGUCGA
This is a messenger RNA of Drosophila subobscura, 386 nucleotides long. RefSeq names its product small nuclear ribonucleoprotein F (gene SmF). Gene Ontology annotation, biological process: mRNA splicing, via spliceosome; spliceosomal snRNP assembly. Bases 103 to 369 code for a protein of 88 amino acids. Gene Ontology annotation, molecular function: RNA binding. Gene Ontology annotation, cellular component: U1 snRNP; catalytic step 2 spliceosome. Lineage: Eukaryota; Metazoa; Arthropoda; Insecta; Diptera; Drosophilidae. The transcript is spliced from 2 exons. The record is from RefSeq and is a predicted model, not a curated record.